Molecule: messenger RNA, 1907 nt
Organism: Hippocampus zosterae (dwarf seahorse)
Lineage: Eukaryota; Metazoa; Chordata; Actinopteri; Syngnathiformes; Syngnathidae
Gene: mettl21a
Product: methyltransferase 21A, HSPA lysine
Exons: 3
Coding region: 121-777 (218 amino acids)
Biological process (GO): peptidyl-lysine methylation
Cellular component (GO): cytosol; cytoplasm
Molecular function (GO): protein-lysine N-methyltransferase activity
Source: RefSeq, a predicted model, not a curated record
GAGGGCAGUAGCAUUGCAAGAGGAGCGAUGAUUUACCUUCAGCGGAAGUGGAAAAUGUGGAAGCGAAGAGAGAAAAUUGUUUGUUGUUUAUAGUGGAGCGUUAAAUGGUUCGAUUGCGUUAUGGCUCUGGUUCCGUAUGUAGAAAAUGUGGUACCUGCCCUUUCCAAACUUCAGAAUUCAUCGGCGCGUUUUCAUUUUGCCAGCCAUGAAAUCGUCAUAGCUCAGGAUUGGAGGACGCUUGGUGUGGCAGCGGUUGUGUGGGACGCGGCUGUUGUCUUGUGUAUGUACUUGGAGCUGGGCCAUGUCGAUCUCAAGGGGAAGGUGUCCAUUGAGCUGGGGGCGGGCACUGGAUUGGUGGGCAUCGUUGCAGCCCUACUGGGUGCCAAAGUGACCAUCACUGAUAGGAGGUGUGCUCUGGACUUCCUUUCUAACAAUGUGAAAUACAACCUGCCCUCUGACCUCUGGGAAUCUGUGGCGGUUUCUGAGCUGUCAUGGGGCGAGGGACUUGACCACUUCCCAGCUGGAGGCUUUGAUCUAGUCUUGGGAGCAGACAUCGUUUACCUGGAGGACACAUUUGUGCCACUGAUACAGACACUUCAGCACUUGUGUGCGGAUGCCACCGUGGUGCUACUGGCAUGCAGGAUACGCUAUGAACGAGAUACCAAUUUUUUGACAAUGUUGAGGGAGCAGUUUACUGUCGAGGAGAUUUACUAUGACAAAAAUAGGGACAUCCAUAUUUACAAAGCUGGGAAACAACUGCCCAGGAGGGAUUUGUGAUUUCUUUCUAAAGACACCCCAUUUAAAUAAAUGUAUUGUUUGGAAAUCCAAGCUUCUCAGAAACACUUUUACUACCAAAAUGUAACAGCUCUAACAAUGUAUUUUACAAGUUGGUGCGGACAUUAAGAAAAUAAACGAAAAGCCACGUGAAAUAUAACAAAGUCUUAUUAUACACCAUACCUAAAAAGAAAAUAAGAUAGCCCAUCAUGAUCAAGAUUUCUUUGGGUUGGGUGCACUUUACAAUCCCUUUCCAGAAUAUUUGACCAACAGUCAAAUGCGAUGUGCAACACACUUGAUCAAAUUGAUGACAUGAUCUUUAAGAAGCAAAAAUGACAUCCCAAACAUUUUGUGGACAAUUACUGUUUACAUUGAUGCAGGGCAUCAUGCUUGAAAUGUUGAAUACAAGGUCUCAAAAAAUAUAUGCUUCAAAUCCAAACCAUUUAUUACCAGUUUUCCCCCUCUAAGUAGGCCAGAUGAUUAACCAGCACAUUUUCAAAAAGAACAUGUAAUGUGUGCUUAAUUCUGUGUGUGAGAAGAGGUAAUAAUUGUGGAAGAACAGCUCAUGGUGGCUGCUGCUUCUUCUUCUUGACAGUCGGCAUUCACAUAAUGCACUGAGCAAAGGAAAUUUCCUGGCCAAGAAGAACAUUGCUUCGUUGGAUAUAAUUUCCCUAUGCACCCAACUUAACACAUUCUGAUUUUAUUCCUCUCUCCCAAGCGCAAAGGUUCACAAAGGAGGUCUGUUUUUUACAAGACGCGUGACACUCAAGAUGGCUGUGAUAACAAAGCUGCAGAGGGUCCUGGAAAAAUCCUUCCAGGCAUGCAUGAAGGCAGUGCAGAGAAGGCCAGGAAAGUGUGUACUUGACUGAAUGGCUUCAACGGAGGAAACUUGUCAUUUGGAUUUGAAACAACAUUUGGAACACCAGGGCUAAGACUUUUUAGACAGAUCUUGAAGAUCUGGAUUGUUUCAGCAAGGAAAAGUGCAUAUUGUACACAACCUCAUCUUACUAAUUUGAAGUUCUCAAAUUUCUUUAUAACACAGAGAAGUUAAAACACAUCAUCACAGGCUGUCUGUGAUGAUGUAUCUAUUGCAUAAGCUGUAAGCAGGGCUCAUUAUUUUUGUUUUUUUAUUU